Molecule: messenger RNA, 2289 nt
Organism: Auxenochlorella protothecoides
Lineage: Eukaryota; Viridiplantae; Chlorophyta; Trebouxiophyceae; Chlorellales; Chlorellaceae
Exons: 9
Coding region: 1-2289 (762 amino acids)
Source: RefSeq, a predicted model, not a curated record
AUGCAGCGCCUCCUCGCUUGGGCCGUGGUUGCCAGCCUCGGAGGCGUCACGGCCGACGCUUUGCUGGGCCACGGUGGGCACCCGGAGACCUGGGCGCUGGCAUGCCUCUGCCUCUGGGCCGGCUUCCUAGUCUCCAGAGGACCUCGGCGUUUCACCGCAUGGGAGCUGCGAAACGUGUUGUGGGCCUCUGCCAGCCUGGUCAGCUUCGCCUUCCUGCUGCUGGAUGGCGACCUUAACUCUUGGGCCGAUGUCUUCUAUUUCUGCGGCGAGGACAUGCGGUACUGUACCUCGGACUACCGCUGGAACGUACGUGGCUGGAGGAAGGCCGUGGCCCUCUGGAACUUCAUGCUGGCGGGGGCAAUGGGCCUCCAGCGGCUCGUCAUUGUCCUCGGCCUUAAUGGGCUGCACCCAGGGGAGGACGUGGUGACGCAGGAGUCCUUUGUCUCCAUCGGCUGGCGGCUCAUCCCCUAUUGGCUGAACAACUGGGAGCAGCAAUGGGGCGCGGAGUGCUCCUCCAUGGUGUUUGAGCUGCCGCACUUUGCGCUGGAGCUCCUGGUUGUGCUGCCCUGUGUCCAGAUCCUCUGCGCACGGCUGAAGAUCCUGGCCCAGCCCCACGUCGCCGCGGCCCUGCCGCCGGAGGAUGCCCAGGCCGAGGCGGCGGGGGAGGGUCCAGGGGACGAACGGGACGCACCUGUGUGGACCCCCAACAUCCUGGCCUGCCGGUGGGAGCGGCGGCGCGGCCAGCGGCGCCUGCUUCCCCGCCUCAAGGCCAACCUGCGGGCCAUGAGUCUCACCCUCUUCGUCUGCUCACUGGCGCUGCUGAACGCACUGGUCAUGCCGCUGCUGCUGGAGCGGUCGGUUGUGCUGGACCCGCGCUCCGCCGCCGUGCUGGCCGUGGAGCGCGAGUUGCACGCCGUGACCCUGUUCCUGGCCGCGCGCGCCGGCGGGCUGGACGUCGUGGCGGGACCCCUCCGCCUGCGGAGCGCGAGCGAUGCACGAGGCGAUACAACCGGCGAUGCACAGGUCGGUGCAGCCGACGGUAUGCCCGGCAGGGCAGCCGGCAGCACGCCCGCCCACCCCAACGAGACCGUGGCGUGGCUGCGCGAGCGCCAGGGCGCGUACUGGGCGCGGCGCCUGGCCGAGGCAGGCGCGCACGCGCGCCGCUCGCCGGAGCUGCGCCUGGUCCCGCUGUACCGCGCGCUGCACAAGCACGCGCGAGAGCUGGCGCACAUGCGCGACCAGGGCCACCGCCGCCUGUUCCCGUUGGUGGAGCUGGCGCUGUGCAUCAUGCGCCUCUCCUGCGAACGCUUCUUCACGCUGCUCGCCGUCUGGGCGGGGUACCUCGCCUUCCGCGACCCGCCCGCGCCCGCGCGCCGCGCCAUCGUGACCGUCGCGCGCCUGGCCGCCGCCUUCCAGCGCGCCGUGCUCCUCGCCUUCCCCGCCGUCUGCUGGGUCUACGAUGCCGGCAUCGUCUUCUCCACCUUUGCCUCCAUCGUUUUCUGGAGCGGGCCCCUCCGCGGCGCGGUGGAAAAGGUGCGGUCCACCGCCGCCAGCGUGGAGCCGCACGGCUGGCGCCACGCCACCGCUGCCGAGGUGGAGCGUAUGGGUGGCCAGUGUGCCGUGUGCUGGGGCACGCUGGGGCCAGAGGCCGCGGAGGUGGCGGAAGUCUCUGCGCCGGCGGCCGGCGGGGACACUGCCGGCGCCGAGGGCGCGAACUCCGAGCCCGGCUCCCCCCCCGGCGACGAGCGUGCCUCAGAGCCCGCACCCCGGCCGGCCCGCAGCUGGCUGUCGGACCGGUCCGCGGCGCUGCGCCAGGCGGCCUCCGCCGCACUUUCCGGGCGCGGGCCGCUGGACUUGCGCACCGAGGAAGAGGUGGACAGCGCGGAGAGCGCGGCGCGCUGGGCGGCGGUGGACGCCAUGGCGCUGCCGUGCGGGCACGCCUACCACGCCGACUGCAUCCUACAGUGGCUGCAGCAGUGCUUUAGCCAGGGUCGCGUGCCCACGUGCCCCAUGUGCCAGGCGACCAUCGCGCUACGGGUGCGGUAUCACUGGCCCUUCCGGGCGGUACCGCGCAGCCGUCUGCAUGACGAGCCUGUGCAGCCCCAGUUUGGCGUGGAGGGCGACGGCGGCCUGGACCCCGGCAUCAGGGGCAUUCGGAUGCUCACCUACGUCCUCAGGGACGACUUCCGGAAUCGGUUCGAGGUGUUCCUGGCGCCAGACCAGGCCCAGCAGCCAGUCGGCCUGGAGGUCCCGCAGCCCAACGACGUGCGGCAACCGCUGUGGGGCUGA